Messenger RNA from Drosophila subobscura, 553 nucleotides. Its product is annotated as E3 ubiquitin ligase complex SCF subunit sconC-like. Gene Ontology annotation, molecular function: cullin family protein binding. The record is from RefSeq and is a predicted model, not a curated record. Gene Ontology annotation, biological process: SCF-dependent proteasomal ubiquitin-dependent protein catabolic process. The coding region runs from base 34 to 525 and encodes 163 amino acids. Gene Ontology annotation, cellular component: nucleus; cytoplasm. NCBI's taxonomy places the organism in Eukaryota, Metazoa, Arthropoda, Insecta, Diptera, Drosophilidae. The transcript is spliced from 2 exons.
UCAACUGAAGUGUGACCAUAGCUUGUUGGCUUAAUGGCAAAGUGUGACCAAAGACUGCAAAGCUGCACUUUCGAUGCUGUAUUUUUCUGCAAGCAAGCAAUACGGAACGCAGGCAACACGAUGUCAAAGAUAGUACUACGCACAUCUGACGAUGUUAUUUUCGAGACUGUACGUAAGGUCGCCAAGUGCUGCCGCAAUAUUCCGCUUGAAAAUGAGGAAGAAGUGCCGCUGCGCCAUGUGGAUGCAAAUAGUUUGCGCAAAAUUUUGGAAUGGGCCGAACAUCACCAGGAAGACAACGAAGAUGCCUUUGAAAACAAAGCCAUCGAAGUGCCAGAGUGGGACAUGAAAUUUAUGGCGAUGCCGACAUCGGAAAUUAUAUCUCUAUUUUCGGCAGCCAUUCACUUGGACAUCAAGGCUCUGAUGGAUCUCUGCUGCCGCGAGUUGGCAAUUAGGAUCAAAGGACAGAGCACGGAGGAGAUGCGUGAGACCCUGAAUAUCAGUUCGGUGGAGGGCAAAGGAGAGUAACUUCGUUCCUGUUUGUCAUGGUUUUUGU